Molecule: messenger RNA, 1136 nt
Organism: Ochotona curzoniae (black-lipped pika)
Lineage: Eukaryota; Metazoa; Chordata; Mammalia; Lagomorpha; Ochotonidae
Gene: ARL8B
Product: ADP ribosylation factor like GTPase 8B
Exons: 7
Coding region: 88-648 (186 amino acids)
Biological process (GO): protein transport; anterograde axonal transport
Cellular component (GO): lysosomal membrane
Molecular function (GO): GTPase activity; GTP binding
Source: RefSeq, a predicted model, not a curated record
CCGCGUCCGCCGUGUCCGCCCGCGUCGCCGGGCCCCGAGCAGCCGUUGGGGUCCGGGCCGAGGCCCGCCCGUGUGGAAGCCGCCGCCAUGCUGGCGCUCAUCUCCCGCCUGCUGGACUGGUUCCGCUCGCUCUUCUGGAAGGAGGAGAUGGAGCUGACGCUGGUGGGGCUUCAGUACUCGGGCAAGACCACCUUCGUCAAUGUCAUCGCGUCAGGUCAGUUCAGUGAAGACAUGAUCCCCACAGUGGGCUUCAACAUGCGGAAGGUCACCAAGGGCAACGUCACCAUCAAGAUCUGGGACAUCGGAGGGCAGCCCCGGUUCCGGAGCAUGUGGGAACGCUACUGCAGAGGAGUCAACGCCAUCGUUUACAUGAUAGACGCUGCAGACCGUGAGAAGAUCGAGGCCUCCCGGAAUGAGCUCCAUAAUCUUCUAGACAAACCACAGCUACAAGGAAUCCCAGUGCUAGUACUUGGAAACAAGAGAGAUCUUCCCAACGCUUUGGAUGAGAAACAGCUCAUCGAGAAAAUGAAUCUGUCUGCUAUUCAGGAUAGAGAAAUCUGCUGCUAUUCAAUCUCCUGCAAAGAAAAGGACAAUAUAGAUAUCACACUUCAGUGGCUUAUUCAACACUCAAAGUCGAGGAGAAGCUGAAGUGUCUCCGGGAGUCUUCAUCCUUCUUGGCUGUCACCCUAGAAUUACCGUCUGUUCCUCUGAAGUCCUUCCCAGAAUACGGCCCUUCCUGAACCCGAGAAAUUGCCUUUUUCAGAGUUUGUUCCUCACGCGCACUGCUGAAGAUGCAUCUCCCUAACCCUUCAUCCAGAACCCGCUAGAGUUGUCAAGAUAAAGUCAGCACACACGGGCCUCUUGCACGUCCCAAGACAACGUGUAGAGUUCCUUUCUCUGUUCUUUUUUAAGAAAGAAAAAACCACAGCCACACUGUCAGCCAUCUCAAAUCAAGUGAACUGCAUAUUUUGGCUCUGGUCUUGGGGGCCAGAUUUUGUAUUGGUUUAUCAGUUACGGACUGGUGUUUCACUGUGGAACCUGGUAGCCUGGUGGUGGCCCUGACUCAAGGCAGCGUGCAGUCUCCAGAGCUACCCGGAGUUUAGGGAACCUGGCGGCCUGCCUCCCAGGGCUGUGGG